Uncinocarpus reesii 1704 is the source of this 1506-nucleotide messenger RNA. Its product is annotated as 3-phytase B. The record is from RefSeq and is a predicted model, not a curated record. Bases 1 to 1506 code for a protein of 501 amino acids. Gene Ontology annotation, molecular function: acid phosphatase activity. NCBI's taxonomy places the organism in Eukaryota, Fungi, Ascomycota, Eurotiomycetes, Onygenales, Onygenaceae. The transcript is spliced from 2 exons.
AUGGCGCAUGCUGGUGACCGGACGGCCUUGCUGUCAUAUCAGGACGAUGAGGAGUCGGUUGGAACCACCCCUGCUCAAGUUGAAGCGCCAGUCGAGCGCAAUCAUCCAACUAAAAGGCAAUUCUUCUCAAACGUCUCGCGACAAGUACUCAACAGACGAGGGCUUGUUUGCAACACCAUUGAGCUUGGCUACCAAUGCAACCAGGAGUACGCGCAUCUCUGGGGCCAAUACUCCCCCUAUUCUUCCUUGAAAUCCAAGUCUACUAUUUCUCCGGAUGUGCCUCCUGGCUGCACCAUCACCUUUGCCCAAGUGCUGUCGCGACACGGAGCAAGGCACCCAACUGCGGCAAAGACCAAGAUCUAUGCAGAGCUCAUUGACCGUAUUCAGAAAACUUCCAAGUCCUACAAGGGUGAUUUCAAGUUUCUUGAAACGUUUCGAUACCCAUUGAAAAGCGACGAAAUGACGGAAUUCGGGGAUACUCAAUUGUUCAACUCCGGGGUUAAAUUUUACCGGCGAUAUCAAAACCUGGCCAAGGGGAUCAAGCCUUUUAUUCGAGCUUCCGGAUCACCCAGGGUCGUCAAGUCAGCGGAGAAAUUUAUCGAAGGAUUUCAUCGAUCCACUGUCCUCGAUCCUGAGGGAGCUGGAAAGGGGACUCCCCCUGUGGUCGGGGUGGUUAUCCCCGAGGGGCCAUCCAGCAACAAUACCCUCGAUCAUUCUAUAUGCGAGACUUUUGAAAAGGAUAAAUCCGGUAAAAACAUGCAAACGAUAUUCCUCAAGAAAUUUGCUCCCGGGACCCUCCAGCGCGUGAAAUCUCAACUUCCAAUGGCAAAUAUCACCAUCGACGACAUCCCUUACCUCAUGGAUCUAUGCUCAUUCCAUACCGUUGCAUUAACUCCGGACGCGAGCACAAUAUCCCCAUUUUGCCGCCUGUUUUCCUCUGGCGAAUGGAUUGAUUACGACUACUACCAGUCGCUGGGCAAGUACUACCACUACGGGCCGGGAAAUACUCUAGGACGCGAGCAAGGAAUCGGUUUUACCAAUGAACUGAUCGCCCGUCUCACGAAUACACCCGUUGUGGAUAAUACAAACACAAAUCGGACCCUUAAUGAUAACCCAGCCACGUUCCCCCUGAACGCCACACUAUACGCAGACUUCAGCCACGAUAACACCAUGACUUCGAUCUACGCCGCCAUGGGUCUGUUUAACCGGACGAAUCCUCUCCCAGUUGAUCGUGUGCAGACUCCAGUGCAGUCAGACGGGUACUCUGCCGCCUGGACCGUGCCAUUUGCCGCCAGGGCGUACAUUGAGAAAAUGAAAUGUGAAUGGUCGCCGAGGAAGGAUGACGAGUUCGUCCGGGUCCUGCUAAAUGACCGUGUUUUCCCGUUAUAUGGGUGUAGUGUCGAUGCGCUGGGACGGUGCGAGUUGAAGGAUUGGAUCAAGGGGUUGAGCUAUGCUGUGAAUGGUGGGAAGUGGGAGAGCUGCUUUGCUCGGAAUCCAGCUGUUUGA